CGUCCGCUAGGCGACGAACCUCGAUCAGAGAACCUUGACUAUGUGUAUUGCAUCCCCUAUAAAAGGGGCGAGACCCCUCAUUGUAAUGGACCGGAAGUUGAGAACGAAUAAACUCCUACUUUGCAUUCUCUCUCUAAAAACUUAUAUUAUUCUUCAUUCUCGGUGGUUUAUAACCAUAAAAUUGGUGCUUUCAUUGAGAGCAGAGGAACAUACUCGUAGGUUAACUCCCGAACGCGAGAAUGGUGCAAACAAGGAGCAACGUCCCCACCACCAGCCACGUCAUUGGCGAGGAGAACGCGCCGGGCAGCGGCAACGGCACGGGAGGGAAGAAGACCCGGAGGAGAAGGAGGAGGCCCGGCAAGGCCCCGGCAAUCGAGGAGGUGAUUGUGGAGGACGUUCCAGAGGAGGAGGACAAUGAGUCCAGCGAGUGCCGAGUGUCAGCCUUUAGACGCUUAGGAGGGGAAGAGACCCGGGUGUCGGCCUUCGACAGGCUCGACCGCGGACCGGAAGUCCGCCCGGGUGACCUCCGCCGACAAAUAACCGAAGGCAGGCGGAGGCAUGCUGAGGAGUCCGCGACAUCGGAUGCUCGCUCGGCGAGGCCCGAGCGGAGCGGAGAAAGGAGGGACGAGCGCACCCAGCGUCGCCAUAGUCCAACAAGAACUGAGAAGACAAAGGCCUCUGACCAAGGGGUAUCUCGGCUCGCUCGUGAGAUUGCCAAGCUCAAGCGCCGAGUGGAGACCAGGGCUCCCUACAGCCAGCCUAUCUUGCGGACGGUAACCCCGUUCACUCCGAGGGUUAUGUCGGUUCCGCUGCCGGCAAACUUCUGGCCGUGGCAGAUCAAGGCCUACAACGGAAGGACGGACCCCCAUGAUCAUUUGUCUAAGUUCUAUGCUUCUAUGGAAGCGGCGUCAGCCCCGGACGAGGUCAAGUGUCGAUGCUUUCUCGCGAUGCUGGAGGGCUCCGCGUGCGAUUGGUUCAACCGGCUCCCGAAGGGAACCAUUGACGAUUGGGAUACACUAGCGGAGAAGUUCUUGACGCAUUUCGCGGCAAACCGAAGGCAGAGGCUCCCUUACUCCCACCUGCUCAACAUAUGCAUCCGCAAGGGAGAGAAGAUCCGCGACUUCAUAGUCCGGUGGGAAAAGGAAGCCAGAGACGUGCAUGGGGCGGAUGACCAAGCGUUGGUGGCCAUGUUCCAAGCAGCCCUUCCCCGCGGAGAAGUGAGGAAGGAGCUCCGCAAGAAUCCUCCCCCCACGUACCAAGAGACCUUGGCGCGCGCUAAGUUCCUAGCCUCGGAGGAGUUCGAUGAUGCUCCCGACUCUGAGGCCGCGCCCGCCAAGCGAGCUCCCGCAGACUCCGGAGAGGCUGCGAAGAAGAGGAAGAAGAAGAAAGAUUACACCGCGGGCCCGAGGACGCCUUCGGCUGGUGUGUACUCCGUGGGUGCGCCCGUAGGGACGGGUCGAGAGCUUGCCCUCUCCUCGCUCCCGCACGUAGAAACCUAUGCGGUGUCCAGCAGUGCCAAGUAUUGCGAGUAUCAUCGCAACAACACUCAUAACACUAAGGAAUGCUUCACUCUCCAGAAGGAGAUGCAGAGACUCAUCGCCCGAGGGCCGCCUCCCCGAGAUGAUGGAGCAGCCCCAUCUCGGGGGCCGCCGGAAGGAAGAACUUGGAGAAAGCCGGCCGAACCGGUCGCGGUGGCCACGCAAGCAAGGAACCCCGAGAAGAGUCACAUCGGGCGAGAGUAUGAUGAUCUAGACGAGGACGAAGCCCAAGGAUAUCCGGUGGGAUUCAUCCAUGGAGGAAACAUCGGCGGGGACUCCGUCGCUCAAAGGAAGAGGUGGAAGCACAUGGCCUUCGUCGCCAAAGUCCAUCAGACGCCGGCGCCCAAGCACGGAAGGCGUGAGCAAAUCCAAUUCAUGGAGAAGGAUCUUCCGAACACGCCGAGCCCUCACCGGGAUGCCUUGGUCGUGAAGCUGGAGAUUAACAAUGCCAUAGUGCACCGCACCUUAGUGGACACGGGAAGCUCGGUCAACAUAAUGUAUGAGAAGACCUUCCAAGACCUCGGCUUGGACCGCAAGGACUUAAGGCCUGUGCGCACUCCACUCUCCGGGUUCACGGGGGACUCCAUCGAGGCCGAAGGAGUCAUCGCCGUGCCCGUGAUAGUAGGGGAUGGUGCGCACAAGGCCAAGCUGAAGAUGGAGUUCAUGGUUCGGCUAACACCCUACUUCCAAGCUCACCCGGUUCAAGUGCUCUCCCAACAACCCAUAGGUGCGCUGCUCAGGAGCCCGAACGCGCCCUCGCGCAUGUCCAAAUGGGCGGUGUUCCUUGGAGCUUUCCAGAUCGAAUUCAAGCCAAGGCCAGCGAUCAAGGGCCAAGCGCUAGCUGACUUCGUGGUGGAGUGCACCGCUCGGGAGGAGCCGAGCCUUGAAGAGCCGGAAGCCGACGACUGGUGGAUAGUUUUUACCGACGGCUCCUCCGCCGCCAAAAACUCGGGGGGUGGAGUGGUAGUCAUCGCGCCCGAAGGCUUCAGAGCAUAUUACUCUAUUCGAUUCUGUUUCAAGGCAUCAAAUAAUGAAGCGGAAUAUAAAGCGCUCUUGUGCGGGCUACGCCUAGCAGCUGGGAUGAACGCAACAAAGCUAAGGGUAAAGUGUGAUUCAAAGCUAGUGGUUGGCCAUGUCUCGGGAGAGUUCGAGGCGAAGGACGAAAGAAUGAAGAAGUACAGAGAUACCGCUCUAGAGUUACUUAAGAGUUUCACCGCGUAUAGUGUGGAGCAGAUCCCUCGGGCGAAGAAUGCCGAGGCGGAUAUCUUGUCGAAGCUGAGCUCGGACACGCCCGAGCACAUCAGGCGGACGGUGAACGUGGAAGAGUUGUCCGAGCCGAGCAUCCAUGCCUUCCCCGUGGUGAUGAUCUGUGCUCGGCCAAGAGAUUGGAUGGACGACAUAGUUGCCUUCGUGAAGGAUGGCGCCCUCCCGGACGAUGCAAUAAAGGCCAAGUUGGUCCGGACUAGGGCACCUGGGUACACUUUGGAGGGCGAAAAGCUAUACAAGCGAGCAUACAACGAGAUCUCCAUCGCAACUCACCGGGAGGAGAUCUUCGACCCCGAGCGUAACGAUGAAGCCCUGGCAGCCGAGCUCCAUCUCGUGCACGAGAGACGAGAAGCGGCCUUCAUACGAGCGGAGAAUUACCGAAGGAAGGUAAAGAGCUACCAUGACGGGCGUGUGCGCGCACGGGGGUUCAUCGAAGGAGAGUGGGUGCUGCGCAAGAGGUCCGUGAGCCGCCCCCUGGAAGGUGGGAAGUUUGCCAAGAAUUACGAAGGCCCCUACAUCAUCAAAGAAGUGGUAGGCCCCUCAACAUUCCGCCUGCAGACGCCGAGCGGAGGGGAUGUGCCAAGGACUUGGAAUGCUGAGAACUUGGUUAAGUUUUAUCAAUGAAUUUCGAAUGUACACGGGCCCGAGAAAGGGAACCCGCAACACCAUGAUUGAAUUCAAUGAAAUGGGAUUUUUUGC
Molecule: messenger RNA, 3503 nt
Organism: Cuscuta campestris
Lineage: Eukaryota; Viridiplantae; Streptophyta; Magnoliopsida; Solanales; Convolvulaceae
Source: the annotation of a GenBank genome assembly